AUGCAGUCGACAACAUCAGUGCAUCACCGGCCUUCAGACCCUGAACAGUCAGCGGUGCCGCGCUACCACAAGCUGACGUUUCCGUGCUAUGAUGGGGCGGAAGAUCCGUUGGGAUGGUUGCUCAAGUGCGAGCAGUUCUUUAGAGGACAGCAGACCCGGGCCGUCGAUUGGGUGUGGCUCGCAUCCUUCCACAUGACCGGCAAGGCCCAGAUGUGGUAUACCGUUCUCGAGCGGGACGCCGGGCGACCGACAUGGGAUGAUUUCAGUCGGCUUUGUCAGCAGCGGUUCGGCCCUCCCCUCAGCACCAACCAUCUCGCGGAUUUGGCAAGGCUGCCGUUCUCGUCGAAUGUUGAAGCUUAUCUGGACGCUUUCCAGGCCAGAUUAGCACAUGCAGGCCGCCUCUCGCCGUACCAGCAAGCACAGCUAUUCACCGGUGGACUGCCAGAUCAUAUCCGUGUGGAUGUCGAGCUCCACGAUCCGCAAGACUGCGAAGAAAGCGAUGCGCGCGGCACGCGCGAUAUGAACGCCGAACGGCCCUCAACGGUGGCUUCACGGGCGCCACCGGCGGCGCGCCGGCCGCAGUGUCUUCACGCGCCGCCACGGCGCGCCUCUCGACGUCGGUAG
Miscanthus lutarioriparius is the source of this 624-nucleotide messenger RNA. The record is from the annotation of a GenBank genome assembly. Lineage: Eukaryota; Viridiplantae; Streptophyta; Magnoliopsida; Poales; Poaceae.